Closterium sp. NIES-67 is the source of this 2894-nucleotide messenger RNA. The record is from the annotation of a GenBank genome assembly. NCBI's taxonomy places the organism in Eukaryota, Viridiplantae, Streptophyta, Zygnematophyceae, Desmidiales, Closteriaceae.
ACAAUGACGAGAUUGAGGAGCUUUGAUUAGCCUAGGGUCGCACCAGCUUUGCCCAGCUGUGCGCGGGCGGUAAAAUGCAGCGGCUUCGCGAUUUUCUUGAUUGACGGAGGGAGGGACUCGGGCUUCUUGGCAGCAUGACACGUGGCUGUGAACGAUUUAUCGCGUCGCUUGGCCGUCGGCUGGCUCGUCGCGCGCCGUACCAAGGGUGCCGUGACCUGAACCCAGCAGCUGGCUCGCCGCUUAACCCCGCCUCUGUGACGGCGCUCUCUAGUUAUUCUUCCACGUGGUAUCGUCAAAUCUGUCAACCGCGCGGCAUCCUACCUCCAGGUCGCCUCGAACGUGCUUCGAAAUUACAGAAUCUAGGGCUAGUAGCGUCUCUUAGCAAUAUUAGCGACUAUUCGAAUGACUGUCGUCGGCCACCGCAGCACUCCUGGCCGCGUCAGUCACUAGCAGCUUCGCCUGUUGCCACGUGUCAAUGCCCUUCCCACCGAGCGAAAGUUCCUCACACCUUCCUUCCGCCGCCUCCUGUUCCCGCAUCGGCGGGGCUCGCGUUCGUCCCGCGCUUCACCGCCCUCCGCGGAGAAUGGCCCGCCGCCCUUCCGCCACCCGCCACUCCGCUUUCCGCGCAUGCAGCAGGGCGGAAGGGGAAGGACGGGGGGAGAAGCAGAAGGCGGCGUCGGGGGGAGGACGAUGCAGCAGCAGCCGCAAUAGCUGGAGAGAGCGACGAGUCGUUGAUUGCAGAUGAAGAGGCUUAUAAGGAGGAUGGAGAGUCGGGCGAAAACACUGCGGAGAGUGAAGCAGAUGCGGCUGUAAAAGCAGAUUCAGGCCACGGCACACGCAUGCUGGUGGUGCAGCCAAGAACACAUCCCCGCUGGCUGCUGCGCGCCAAGCUGAGCGAGGCCCUGCGAUUGGUGGACUCGCUGACGGGCACGGACAGCCAAUGGGAGAUGGAGCAGCGGACGUGGGGGGGAGGGGAUGAGGAGCAGCACGUGUGGCGGGGCGGGGAGGAGCGAGAGCGGCCGGGGCAGGAAGGGCAGCAGCAGCAGCAGCAGGAGCAGGAGCAGCAGCUGCAGGCGGAGGAGGAGGGAGAAGAGCGAGAGUGGCAGGAGGGGCGAGAGCAGGCACGGCAAUGGGACGAAGCUGAGGGGAGAGGGAGGAGAGCGCGGAGCGGGGAUGGGGUUGAGGGGUUUGGGUUCCCGCCGCCGGGAGGGGGCCAUCCGUGGGUGGUGGUGCACAGCAGGGGGCGGGGGGUACGAGCAGGAUCCUUCUUCGGUAGUGGAACCAUCGAGAGCAUAGCUGCACAUGUGCACGCAUCUCAUACCAUGGGGGUGCCAGUGGAGGCGGUAUUUGUGAAUGCCAGCCUGUCAGGCGUGCAGCAGCGCAACCUGGAGGCUGCGUGGGGCCUACCAGUGGUGGACAGAGUGGGGCUCAUCAUCGAGAUCUUUGGUGCCCGCGCCAGAACACGCGAGGCCAAGCUUCAGGUGGAGAUGGCAGGUUUGGAAUUCCAGCGCAGCCGGCUGGUUCGGCUGCGAGGCUCGACGGGGCGCAGGCUCGGGUUUGGUUCGGGAGGGGAGCAGCAGGUGGUGAGUGCGAGGGGACGGGCGGCAGGAGGACGAGGGUUCCUGGCCGGCGCAGGGGAGAGCGAACUACAACUGCAGAGACGACGAAUAGCAGAGAAGCAGCACAAGCUGCGGCAGCAGAUAGAGCAAGUGAGGAGGACACGUGGCCUGCACCGAUUGGCCCGCAGACGAGCCUCCUGGGAGGGCGGGGGAAAGGGCAGAGGGCUUCCGGUGGUGGCUGUAGUGGGGUACACCAACGCUGGAAAGUCAACUUUGGUAACAGCCCUAUCGCAGUCUCCCCAAUACAUUGACGACCGGUUAUUUGCAACUUUAGAUCCUCGGGUGCGUGCAGUCAAGCUACCAUCAGGGCGCAGGGUGCUAUUGAGCGACACGGUGGGGUUCAUAUCCGAUCUCCCGCAUCAACUAGUCGAGGCAUUUCACGCCACGCUGGAGGAAGUGAUCGAAGCUGAUCUUCUGCUGCAUGUGGUGGACGCGUCAGCACCCGACAUGCAUCAGCAGCGCCAGGCUGUCAUGCACGUGCUGGCGCAGAUGGGGGUCCCGCUGGACCACGGGAUGGCUACUGACGUCAGCAUGGCGGCUCGUACAAGCAUGGAGGCAAGCCGUGGCAUGCGUGGUGCAAGCAUGCAUGGGGAAAGCAGCAGGAGGGAGGGGAGGUUCUUCACCCACCCACGGAUAAUCGAGGCUUGGAACAAGGUGGACCUUCUUCCCCCCUCACAUCCUCUGCUCUCCGGCUCUUCCCUGAUAGAGUCAACCCUUCAUAAAAGCACAUCGAUUUGGGAUAAGCCCAUCGCAACAGAGCAGGUAGUACGUCUGUCUAGAUCUCAUGACCGGACACAGAACGAAUUGUUGGAAAUCCACUCAAGAACGGACGAGGUCAAUGGGCGAUUUGAGACGAGUGAGAAUGCAGGGUUUGGUGCAGAGUUGGAGGGUGGAUGGACCAUUCAAGGUGAUGCUGGAGACAUCCCUGGAUGCCAGGAAGCGGUCGAGGAGGAGGAUGAGGAGGUUUUUGUGGAGGAGCAUGAGGCAGAUGAAUUGGGAGGGUUGGGGAUGGAUGGACAAGGAGAGGACUUCACCCGGAGCAGAUGUUUGGAUGGAGGGUUUGAAUCAUUUGCCAGCACUUUAUGCUGCGAGGGUGCUAUGUGGAAGGGAGCUUCAGCCCACCGCACUUCGUUUAGGCCGCGGAUAAUAUCGGCAGUUUGUGGCAUUGGCUUGGAGCAGCUUCUGAAGGAGGUCGAUGAAGCUCUGGUUGAAAGAGGGAUAUAGCAGUCAUUUGCAUUUCAGUACAUAACAUGUGCUUUUACAUUUUGUUAAGUC